AUGUAUCCAGACUGGCCAGAGCCGGGUGUUGACUUGGAGCCUUUGCCGCGUGUUGACGGUCCGAAACUGGGACCCUUUGACUUCAAAGGUCCUCAAAGGAUUGAAUUUCUCGAAUACCUUGGCUCCGGCCAGCAUUCGCACGUCUUCAAGGUUCAAAUACUUGGCACUGUCUAUGCCCUGAAAUUGUUCAGAUUUACCUACAUCUACGACUGGAUCGGUCCCGGUCCACGCCACACUGAGCUCGACGACAUUGAGGCAGUAAGCGCCUUUUACCAGUACUCUGAGCCCUUCAGUGCCGAGUGCCGCGCUUUUGGCCGUCUUCAAGAAUCUGGCCACGAGGAGCUCGCUAUCGAAUGCUUUGGGUACUUGCUCCUGGACGAGGAGCAUGAGCGCACUCUUAUGAGCCGCUUCAGUGACCUCGACCUUGAAUUUAGCGGAACCUGGAGCGAACCUGGCAUCGAAGAACGCUCCCGCUACCCGGGGGAGAGUGGCAAGGAUCCUCCUAUCCGAGGUAUCGUCAAGGAGUUUGGCCAAGAAAACACAGUGCUCAGAGUCAAAGAUGCUAAAAAAGCCCUCCGAGAUAUCAUCCAGCUCCAGCAACUCGGCAUCGUCAAUAUUGACCCGGAGCAACGACAGAUCAUCAAUGGCAAGUUCGCCGACUUCAGCAUCGCAAUCACCACGCCUCACUACAUGAUGAAUCCGGAAAUGAACAUUUUCCUGACGCCGGAGUGGCGAUCGGCUGUGGAGUACGAAGCGUUUGGACACAGCCUCCGUGACUACUUGGAGUUUGACAACAUGAUCGUGGGAUGGAAUUGUGAAUUGAAAUGGACGGGCAACAAGAAGCACAAACCCCUCUCGGUCUUCGCGUUCCCCAACGGCAAGGGCUUGCAAAUCAAGUAUGACCUCAGGAAAAGCCCUGACCGAGAGCGUGCCUUCUCAUACGUCGACCCGAGAACGUAUGACUGGAGGGCGCCACGGCCCGGUAAGACGCUUUCUUCGAAGCCCCCCAGGUGGUAUUAUGAGGGCAGCGACCAGCAUCUACGGAACCUAAAGAGAUGCACGGAUUUCGUUCCUGGAAUUGAGUGGAAGUACCGGGCGGGCCUUAUUUGCCCCGACAAGGGAUCACAUUGGUUUGAGGGUAUCAUUGAAUCUGUAUAG
Messenger RNA from Thyridium curvatum, 1158 nucleotides. RefSeq lists its product as uncharacterized. The coding region runs from base 1 to 1158 and encodes 385 amino acids. The transcript has 2 exons. The record is from RefSeq and is a predicted model, not a curated record. NCBI's taxonomy places the organism in Eukaryota, Fungi, Ascomycota, Sordariomycetes, Thyridiales, Thyridiaceae.